CGAGCUUCACCCAGCGAGGAAGAAGCUCCAGACGUCAGUUGAAACAUGGCGCUGACGAGGAGAGCUGUCAUCACCAUCAGUCCACAGGAGGAAACAACAACCACUACCACCUCCACCACCUCCACAGCUUCUCUCUGAAACUCAGCGACGGGAUUACCUGUUUACUACUGAAGCUUACUGGAGCACAUUUACCUGCAUUUCAUCCUUUUGUCUGCCACCUCUCGAGGACUCAACGUAAGCUAACUGUUAAAGUGCCAAAAAUAACGUUGAGGAAACAUGUCAGACAACCAGAGCUGGAACUCCUCCGGUUCCGAGGAAGAUGUGGAGCCCAGAGAUGAGUCUGGACAUCUUAUUGGUAUCGUGGACUUGAGUGGAGUCCUCAGUAAGUGGACAAAUUACAUCCAUGGAUGGCAGGACCGUUGGGUGGUCCUAAAGAACAACACACUGAGCUACUACAAGUCUCAGGAUGAGACGGAGUACGGCUGUCGGGGUUCCCUCUGCCUUAGCAAAGCUGUUAUUACUCCUCAUGAGUUUGACGAGUGUCGGCUGGACAUCAGUGUAAACGACAGCGUGUGGUACCUAAGAGCACAAGACCCCGAGCACAGACACCAGUGGAUUGACUCCAUUGAGCUGCACAGGAGUAUCAGAGAGGGGAGGAGAGAGAGGGGAGGAAUCCAGGGAACAAUAUUCAUCCCUCCACCACUGGCUGAUUCUGGAUAUGGCUCAGAGUCCAGUCUGCGGAGACACGGCUCCAUGCUGUCUCUCACAUCGGCCACGAGCGGCUUCUCUGCCACCUCCACAUCCUCCUUCAAGAAGGGUCACAGCCUGAGAGAGAAGCUGGCAGAGAUGGAGACCUUCAGAGAUAUCUUGUGCCGGCAGGUGGACACGCUUCAGAAAUACUUUGAUGGCUGUUCAGACGCCGUGUCGAAGGAUGAGCUGCAGAGGGAUAAAAUCGUGGAGGAUGAUGAAGAUGACUUCCCCAACACCCGGACAGACGGAGAGUUUCUGCACCAAAACAACAACAACAACGGCAGCAAAGAAAAAUUGUUCCAGUCCUUGAGUCCCAAGGGAAUCAAUGGCAUAGACUUUAAGGGUGAGGCCAUCACAUUCAAGGCCACCACCGCUGGGAUCUUGGCCACUCUGUCCCACUGUAUCGACCUCAUGGUGAAGAGAGAGGACAGCUGGCAAAAGAGAGUGGAUAAGGAGAUGGAGAAGCGGCGAAGAAUAGAGGAGGGCUAUAAAUCCGCCCUCAAUGAGUUGAAGAAAAAGUCUCACUUUGGAGGUCCAGAUUAUGAGGAGGGUCCAAACAGCCUCAUUAAUGAGGACGAGUUUUUCGAUGCUGUUGAAGCUGCUCUCGACAGACAGGACAAAAUAGAAGAACAGUGUCACACUGAGAAGUCGAGGAUACAGAGAUCCAGCCCGGUCCCUCCUGGAGACGUCUAUUCCAGCACCGGCACACACAGAUUCUCUGACAAGCCUCAUAGUCAGUCCUCCCCUGUUGUGAUAGUCAGCGCCCCUCACGAUGUCCACAGAUUCAGCACAGAGGUGGAGGAGAUGGUGCAGAAUCACAUGACCUACUCCCUGCAGGAUGUUGGUGGAGACGCCAACUGGCAGCUGGUUGUAGAAGAGGGAGAGAUGAAGGUGUACAGGAGAGAGGUGGAAGAAAACGGGAUUGUUCUGGAUCCGCUGAAGGCCACUCAUUCAGUAAAGGGGGUGACGGGUCACGAGGUCUGCCACUACUUUUGGGACACAGCCUACCGCAACGACUGGGAGACCACCAUUGAAAACUUCAAUCUCGUGGAGACGUUGUCGGACAACGCAGUAAUUGUUUAUCAAACGCACAAGCGGGUGUGGCCGGCGUCUCAGAGGGACGUGCUGUACCUGUCGGCCAUGAGGAAGAUCUUGGCUAACAAUGAGAACGACCCCGACACCUGGCUGGUCUGCAAUUUCUCCGUGGAUCACGACGAGGCACAGCCAUCCAACAAGUGUGUCCGAGCCAAAAUCAACAUCGGCAUGAUCUGUCAGACCCUGGUCAGCCCGCCAGAGGGAGAUAAGGAGAUCAGCAGAGACAACAUCCUGUGUAAAAUCACCUACGUCGCCAAUGUGAAUCCAGGAGGCUGGGCUCCUGCCUCCGUGCUCAGGGCCGUGGCUAAGAGGGAGUACCCCAAGUUCCUCAAGCGCUUCACCUCCUACGUCCAGGAAAAAACUGCUGGCAAACCCAUCUUAUUCUGAGGCUCACAGUGUUGACACAUGAGGACAGAACUGCACAUGAGGCUUUGAGGACACACUGUCUUCAGACUGACUGCUGCUCUGCUGCCGUGACCAGACAAGUUUUCUCCCUUCCAGUUCUUAGCUACAAGUUAGUCCCAGUAGAGGGGAGGACGGGUCAUAAUGGUGCCCUCUGGUGGCCACAUUCAAACAUUUGUGAGACAACCCUUGACCCUAGUUAAUUGGCAGUGAUGUCAUAAUUUAUCAUUUCAAGAGAAAUCACCACUUGUUUAAUUGAUAAAACACUAAAUUGCUGUUAUUCAAAAGGAGAUUAAUUUGAGCGUCAAUAGAAAUAGAGUCUACAGAUAUGAAUACAGCCAGCAGGGGGCCCAGUCGACCUUCCCUCCCCAUGAAAGCAGCUCCUAAUGUCCCAGCUGAGGCCAUACUUCAUGCUCAUGUAGAAGACUGACUCGUCAUGUCUCUUUUCUUACAUAUAUAUUAAUAUAUAAAUGUAUGUACGUCCUAUAAGGAGUUUGUAAAAAAGAAACAAACAGAUCUUUGCUAAUAGACUGAACUAUUUUAUUCUUGCCAUUUAUAGUUCAUAUUUCUUUUCUUUUUUUCAUAAUUAGUAAUUUCCCAGCUUUCUUUUUAAGCUGCUAACUUUUGCUAGUAAAACAUCGAUUAAGUCCAGAGGGCUGUCAUCAACACGUGACCCCUAUGAUAUAAGACUUGACCUCUCUGACUCCGUCGCCUCUCAUGAAAACACCUCUCGUCGGUGCUGACGGAGGGACGAGCCGAGAGGAGUUUGUCAUAUAUUUAAUGUACAAAACAGAGUUCCUGUACAUUGUUUGCUUGGCUUUAUAUUAGUUUCAUUGUAAAAAAAAAAAUGUCGUAGUGUCAUAGCACAUAUUUUGAAUGUUAAAUUGUAAAUAGCGUCACUAACAUUUCUCUGAACGUCGGAUAGAUUUCGUGACUUGAGUCGAGCCCAAAUGCCUUAGUGUUACAGCUGAAUCUAGUUUCAGAUGGGAUGCUGUUAGUGCACCUAUGAAAUCACUAGUGAAGUGCCUCAUGGCUGCGUCCCCCUUAUUAAUAUCUCCUCUAGGAGAAAACAAAAAUAUUUACUGAAUGAAGCAGGUGACACUUAAUUUGGAUUUCCCACAGAUGGCUGGCAGGAUAUUUUUUACAAGUUCUAGUAUUAUGAAGAUACAUUUCAAUUUAAUUUCAGUAUAAGCAUCGCCGCCUCAACAUUUCAGUCAGUGUUUCUGGUGUUUGGUACAUGUGCUUCAGUACGUACCGGCAGUUAAAGUACUGAAGCCGUUCCGUUAAUACAGUCAAGCUAUUUUUCUGUCUAAAAGUGCAUAGCUGCAAAGUCCAGAGUUUAGCGUCUAUAGAGAGGCGAAGUCCCUCCCCUUCCGGUGGACCCUUGUUUUGGAAAAAAUAUGAACAAUAGUCAUCGGAGAGAGAUAAAUAUUUUUUUGAUCCUGUUUGAAUUGCGCUACGAAUCACACAUA
Sebastes umbrosus (honeycomb rockfish) is the source of this 3719-nucleotide messenger RNA. RefSeq names its product ceramide transfer protein-like. The coding region runs from base 277 to 2232 and encodes 651 amino acids. Lineage: Eukaryota; Metazoa; Chordata; Actinopteri; Perciformes; Sebastidae. Gene Ontology annotation, cellular component: Golgi apparatus. Gene Ontology annotation, molecular function: phosphatidylinositol-4-phosphate binding. The record is from RefSeq and is a predicted model, not a curated record. Gene Ontology annotation, biological process: ER to Golgi ceramide transport. The transcript is spliced from 20 exons.